AUGGCCGGAAAAUUUGCUGUUAAGUCCUUGGACCAUCUGGUCCUCACGGUCCGCAAUAUACCAAAAACCGUAGCCUGGUACACGGCCUAUCUCGGCAUGCGCCACGAAGUGUUUACCUCACCCACUAACCAGACCGUGCAAAGACACGCCUUGAUUUUCGGAUCUCAAAAGAUCAAUCUACACCAGUCGGGCAAAGAAUUUGAGCCCAAGGCCCAGGAUGUCCAACCGGGAAGUGCUGACCUGUGCUUUUUGACGGACCAAGACGUGGAGACGGUCCUACAGGCAUUCCAGGAAGCGAGAAUUGAGGUAUCUGCUCAUCAUUCCCGAAAAAGAACCAAGUACUGA
Messenger RNA from Penicillium salamii, 345 nucleotides. The record is from the annotation of a GenBank genome assembly. NCBI's taxonomy places the organism in Eukaryota, Fungi, Ascomycota, Eurotiomycetes, Eurotiales, Aspergillaceae.